This is a messenger RNA of Chelonus insularis, 3276 nucleotides long. RefSeq lists its product as uncharacterized. The coding region runs from base 28 to 2475 and encodes 815 amino acids. NCBI's taxonomy places the organism in Eukaryota, Metazoa, Arthropoda, Insecta, Hymenoptera, Braconidae. The record is from RefSeq and is a predicted model, not a curated record. Gene Ontology annotation, biological process: phosphatidylserine exposure on apoptotic cell surface; engulfment of apoptotic cell; apoptotic process involved in development. Gene Ontology annotation, cellular component: plasma membrane. The transcript has 4 exons.
GAUCCCAAUGGCCCACGGAGGCCCAUUAUGGCCCAGCAUCAGCAACUACAACAACAGCAUGAAUUUCUACCACUUUGUGAUGUUUUAUUCAACAUAAUUUCUCUGGCAUCUUAUUUCUGCGAUGUCGUUUUUGAUCUGGCAAUGGGUUAUGCCCUGGCCAACUAUUCUUCAGCACCAUCAGUGUUAUUUCCACUGACUAUUGUACUUGUAGUCACUUCUCUAUUAGUUUCCCAGAUUGUGAGUAUGAGAUGGUACUUAUGGGGUGCAAGAGGCAAAUUAACACUCCCUGUCGAGUCUCCAACUCCAACAAAAUCAAGAUUCAACACCUGGACUGUCUGGUGUGUGAUUUUUCUCCAUACAACUCAAAUCGGUGUGCUAUGGCGAUACUUCAAACUUUUCAUACCAGUGGACUUGGCUUAUGUAAAGCACGAAGUACGCGAGUUAUGUGUGUUACGUUUAAUUCACGCAUUUUGCGAAGCAGCGCCAAUGUUGCUGUUGCAAUUGUACUUACUAUCAAUAGGAAUAAGUGGAAAUGCAAUAAAAGAAGUAAAAAGAGCAUCAGAGAUAGCAGAAGAUGACAAAUUAAGAGAGCUUACUGCAGUUUCAGCAGGUUUAUCACUUUGGAGUGUCUGCUGGGCAGUAGCAAGCUUCAGCAAAGGCGCAGCAAGACUGAGAAAUUUGGAAAGACUUGUUUUAACAUGGUUAGGAGUUUUAGCCCAGUUAGCAUGGAGACUUGGAACUGUAAGUGCAAGAGUUGGUGCUCUAGUGGCAUAUGCAUCUCUUUAUGGAGGCCAAUGGCUACUUGUUGUGCUUGCUCUACAUUGGCUAUCGAUGCUUACAUGGCUUCUACUUACUCCAGAUGGUCUUUUCCAUGGUGGAGAACGUCUUUCAUUUGGACGUAAAACUUUUUUAGCAUCAUUACUUGCAUUUGUCUAUGUCUUCGCUUAUGUGAAUCUUCACGAAACGAAUCACCGACAAAAGAUGAUCAUUUUUUACACUGUGAUGUUCUUAGAGAACUCUCUAUUGAUUGGGGUAUGGGUUGCUGGUGUACACGGCCAAGAGAUUCAACCUCAUCAUUUUAGACCUUUUGUGAUGGUGCUAAUUUUAUUCGCUCUGUUUUUUGGAGGUCUGAGUUUUAUGGGCCUCUAUUACAGAUUUUUUCAUGUCAGAAGACUCCGGUACGAAUCCGGUGGUCGAAUGAACGUUAAUAGUUCUCGACAAUGUCCGAAUUCAGACAUUAGUGAUGAGAAAAUAACAUACGAUGAAAAGCUUACAAGUUUGUCGACAAGACAAAGGAAAGUUAAGCUUGGUAAUAAUGGAAUUCCUGGUGUUUUCAACUGCAGAUUUGCUAAUCCAACUGUUGUCAAUCCCAAUAGAAAGAAAAAAAAACCAACAAGCUUUGUGCCACCUCCUACGACGAAUUUAAAUGGAUUCAAUGAAGCCAAGCAGAUUUCAAUGCAUGGAAAUUCCAAACAAUUGAUUCCUUUUUGGAAAAAACCUAUAGCUGGAGAUGAAGAUACUUCUAAUGGAUCCAUUGGUGCUAUUGGAACGCUUAAUGUUAAUUUAAUUAGAGAGAAAUUAAGAGAAAAGAAGCAACAACAGCUCAGAGAACUUCGUGCCAUUCAAGAAGAAAUUAAAGAAGGCAAAUUAGUGCCACCACCUUCGGCAUCAACUUCUUCAUUCUCUUCUGCACUUUCUCAAACCAAGGCCAAUCAUCCUCCACCCAACACCAAACUACACACUUCACCAAAUCAAACUUCAGUGAUAAAUCAAGUUCAGAGUGAUGUUUUGCUUAAUCCUUGGCCACCAGUUAAAAUGCACUGUCUCUUACCUCCAGUUCCAUCAUCGUCGUAUCAUCCUCUUAUGUUACCGGGUAGUUCUUGGAGAGGUUCCAGGCCAGAAACACCAGAAAUUUUACUUGCACCUAGAUGUCUUCCUCAUCACUAUCCUCAUUGGAUCGCUUCCGAUCAUCGGUUGCGGUCGAGUCAAAAUAAUAACGAGGAUAGCUCGAAGGAGCCAGGAGAAGGCGAAGGUGAAUUAUCAGAUAUGGAAGGAAGUCAAGUGUCCUUACCGCGAAGUUACACACUGCCUCGAGAGUUUAAAUAUAACAAUGUAAACAAUUUCGUUCGUGAACGACGUGUGAAUAUGGGUAAAACACAAUCUUCACGUUUUUAUUUACCUUCAACCAACAGUUCUGAUGGUGAUGUUGAUAGUGCUGACAAUGAAGACGAAACGGAUUCAGAAUUGCAGGGAGAUGCAAAGUAUGAACAACACUUGAACCAAGACGACAUUUUUCAGAGACGGUUUAAUUUUGUCAAUGGAGGUGAAGUAGGCGAUGGUACGAAUACAAAUAACGCAGACACUGAAACGGUUAAGUCGAUGGAAGGAAGCUUAGGUUGUUAUUUGAAUAAUUCAUACGGCUCGAGAGUCAAUCAAUUGCUCAAAGCUAAAGUAAAGCAUGAAACUAAAUUGUGAACUGAUGGUUCUUCUUUCAUUAUUUUUUAUCUCUCAGAUAUCACCACGAACGCUUUUAGUAGAUUAAGAGAAAAUUAUAAGACUGGACAAAUGAAUAAAAGCCAUAAAAUGUAGAUUGGUUGGUUCAAUAAAAAAAAGUUGUUUUUUUUUAUUGACAAUCAAAAAAAUCAAAUAUCCGUCCAUUGACGUAAAAAAGAAGAAUUAUUUUACACAAAUUAGUUGAGUUACCUAUUCAUUCAAUAUAUUUUAGAAAAACUAUUUAUGAUUAGAUGUUGUUUUAAAGUUGGACUGAAUUCAAAUUUUUAAUCAGAAAAAAAAGAAAUUAUUUUCCACAGAUUAUGGUGGUAAUAAUAAAUAUUUUGUGAUAAUUCAAGUUCUAAUUGUAAGAUAGUACAUUUUUUUUCAUGCAUUACAUAUAAAAAAAAUUUUUUUCUAUCAAAAUUCUAAAGGUUUUUGGUGAAUCUCACUGUCAUUAACUGUUCAUUACACAAUAAUUUAUUAUAAAUUCAUUAUUGUAUUUAUGUCACAAAAACUUGUGUAUACAAUUUUGCAGAUGGUUGAUGAAUAUUUUUGCGUAAUGAAACAUUAAUAAAUAAAUUAUAUUCUGAGGAAAAAAAAUCGAAGAUAGUAAUAACGCUAAUACAGUUGAGCUUUGAUGGAUUUUUAGGGCGAUUUCUAUGUUAAACAAUUGUCUAAAGAAAAUUUUAGAAAUGAAAUAUGUAGAUAAUUUCGACUUUUAUUACUUAAAUUAUAGAAAAGUUUUAAAAGCAUAUGGUCGAGAUUAAAUAAAUGACAUUUAAA